This is a messenger RNA of Lutra lutra (Eurasian river otter), 3673 nucleotides long. It is a transcript of the gene ANPEP, whose product is annotated as alanyl aminopeptidase, membrane. Gene Ontology annotation, biological process: proteolysis; peptide catabolic process. Gene Ontology annotation, molecular function: zinc ion binding; metalloaminopeptidase activity; peptide binding. Lineage: Eukaryota; Metazoa; Chordata; Mammalia; Carnivora; Mustelidae. Bases 202 to 3216 code for a protein of 1004 amino acids. The transcript is spliced from 20 exons. Gene Ontology annotation, cellular component: cytoplasm. The record is from RefSeq and is a predicted model, not a curated record.
GACCUCCUCCUCUCUGGAGCCUGAGCAGAGGGUGCCCCUGCCCAACCUACUGACCUUUGCCUGUGUGAGCCCUGGUUAAUUUUUGCCCAGACUGUUGGCUGUGGGGCUCCUCCCCCGUCCCCUCAGGGAUAUAAGUCUGGCCCGAGGCUGCCUUGCUCCUCGCCAUCCUGAACCUCCCCCAGCCCCCACCCUGCCCUCACCAUGGCCAAGGGCUUCUACAUUUCCAAGGCUCUGGGCAUCCUGUUCAUCAUCCUGGGCGUGGCGGCCGCGUGCACCAUCAUUGCUCUGUCCGUGGUGUAUGCCCAGGAAAAGAACAAGAACACCGGGAGCUCCGCCGAUGGCUCCACAGUGAGCCCCACGAGCCCCACGGGUCCCAUAAGCCCCACGGGCCCCACGAGCCCCACGGGCCCCACGGGCCCCACGAGCCCCACGAGCCCUACGAGCCCCACGACCCCCACCGCCCCCACGGCCACUGGAUCCACCACCGCGGCUACCACCUUGGACCAGACCAAACCAUGGAACCGUUACCGCCUCCCCAAGGCUCUGAUUCCCAGCUCCUACAAUGUGACACUGCAGCCGUACCUCACCCCCAACAACGACGGCCUGUACACCUUCAGCGGCAAAAGCACCGUGCGCUUCAUGUGCAAAGAGUCCACCAACGUCAUCAUCAUCCACAGCAAGAAGCUCAACUACACCAACAUCGAAGGGCAGAGGGUGGCCCUGCGGGGCGUGGGGGGCAUCCAGGCCCCCGCCAUCGACAGGACCGAGCUGGUGGAGCUCACUGAGUACCUGGUGGUGCAUCUCCGGGAGCCGCUGCAGGUCAACAGCCAGUACGAGAUGGACAGUAAGUUCCAGGGGGAGCUGGCCGACGACCUGGCGGGCUUCUACCGCAGCGAGUAUAUGGAGAACGGUGUCAAAAAGGUGAUCGCCACGACACAAAUGCAGGCUGCAGACGCCCGGAAAUCCUUCCCGUGCUUUGACGAGCCAGCCAUGAAGGCCACGUUCAACAUCACCCUCAUCCACCCCAGCAACCUCGUGGCCCUGUCCAACAUGCUUCCCAGAGGCCCCAGCGUCCCUCUCCUGGAAGAUCCCAGCUGGAACGUCACAGAGUUUGAAACCACACCUAUCAUGUCUACUUACCUGCUGGCCUACAUCGUGAGCGAGUUCAAGAAUCUGGAGGACACAGCACCCAAUGGCGUCCUGAUCCGAAUCUGGGCUCGGCCUAGUGCGAUUGACGAGGGCCAUGGAACUUAUGCCCUGAAUGUGACGGGCCCCAUCCUAGACUUCUUUUCUAAACAUUAUGAUACCCCCUACCCACUCAACAAAUCUGACCAGAUCGCCUUGCCUGACUUCAACGCUGGCGCCAUGGAGAACUGGGGGCUGGUGACCUACCGGGAGAGUGCCCUGCUCUACGACCCGCUGUCCUCCUCCACCGGCAACAAGGAGCGGGUGGCCACUGUGAUUGCUCAUGAACUGGCCCACCAGUGGUUUGGGAACCUGGUGACCUUGGAAUGGUGGAAUGACCUGUGGCUGAACGAGGGCUUUGCCUCCUACGUGGAAUACCUGGGCGCCGACUAUGCAGAACCCACCUGGAAUCUGAAAGACCUCAUGGUGCUGAAUGACGUGUACCGUGUGAUGGCCAUAGACGCGCUGGCCUCCUCCCACCCUCUGUCCUCGCCUGCCGGCGAGAUCAACACGCCGGCCCAGAUCAGUGAGAUGUUCGACUCCAUCUCCUACAGCAAGGGAGCUUCAGUCCUCAGGAUGCUCUCCAGCUUCCUGACGGAGGACCUGUUCAAGAAGGGCGUGGCGUCCUAUCUCCACACCUUUGCCUACAAAAACACUGUUUACCUGGACCUGUGGAACCACCUGCAGAAGGUUGUAGACGAUAAUUCAAGCAUCCAGCUGCCUGCCUCUGUGCGCGCCAUCAUGGACCGCUGGAUCCUGCAGAUGGGCUUCCCCGUCAUCACCGUGGACACCCCCACGGGCAACAUCUCCCAGCAGCACUUCCUCCUCGACCCCGAGUCCGUUGUCACCCGCCCCUCAGAGUUCGACUACCUGUGGAUCGUGCCCAUCACGUCUGUCAAAAAUGGCACGCAGCAGGCAGACUACUGGCUUCCGGGAGUUCGACAGGCCCAGAAUAACCUGUUCAGAACCACAGGUUCUGAUGAGUGGGUCCUGCUGAACCUCAACGUGACGGGCUACUACCUGGUGAACUAUGAUGAAGACAACUGGAGAAAGAUCCAAACUCAGCUGCAGACAAACCUGUCGGUCAUCCCUGUCAUCAACCGGGCUCAGGUCAUCCAUGACACCUUCAACCUGGCCAGUGCCCAAAUGGUCCCCGUCACCCUGGCGCUGAACAGCACUCUCUUCCUGAACCAAGAGAGAGAGUACAUGCCCUGGGAGGCCGCCCUGAGCAGCCUGAGCUACUUCAAGCUCAUGUUCGACCGCUCUGAGGUCUACGGCCCCAUGAAGAGUUACCUGAGGAAGCAGGUCUCGCCUCUGUUUGAUUAUUUCGAAACUAUCACCCAGAGCUGGACGAAGCACCCAGACACCCUGAUGGAACAGUACGGUGAGAUUAACGCCGUGAGCACCGCCUGCACCUAUGGGGUUCCGAAGUGUAAGGAGCUGGUCUCCACUCUUUUCGCAGAGUGGAAGAAGAACCCCCAAAACAACCCGAUCUACCCCAACCUGCGCUCCAUCGUGUACUGCAACGCCGUCGCCCAGGGCGGUGAGGAGGAGUGGAACUUCGUGUGGGAGCAGUUCCGAAGCGCCACGCUGGUAAACGAGGCCGACAAGCUCCGUGCGGCCCUGGCCUGCACCAACCAGGUCUGGAUCCUGAACAGGUACCUGAGUUACACCCUGAACCCUGACCUCAUCCGGAAACAAGAUGUCACCUCCACGCUUAGCAGCAUCGCCAGCAAUGUCGUCGGGCAAAAUCUGGUCUGGGACUUCGUCCAGAGCAACUGGAAGCAGCUGUUUGACGACUUCGGUACUGGUUCCUUCUCCUUCUCCAACCUCAUCCAGGCAGUGACCCGACGGUUCUCCUCGGAGUUCGAGCUGCAGCAGCUGGAGCAGUUCAAGAAGAACAACAUGCACAUAGGCUUCGGCUCAGCCACUCGGGCUCUGGAGCAAGCCCUGGAGAAGACCAAAGCGAACAUCAAGUGGGUGAAAGAAAACAAGGAGGUGGUGCUCAGGUGGUUCACAGAAAACAGCUAAUAGUUCUUGGUCCUGUGUCAACCCCCACCAUGUGAGUGAGAUGCGUGCAUGUGUCUGCCCGGUGGCCUGUGGCAGCAACCCCUUCCUGGAGCCUGAGGUGACGGUGUCCUCCCCUCAGGGACAAAGCCCACGUUUUCUCUGGUCUGCCCAUGGGGCCAAUCCAGUGUCCAAUGGCCAGACUGUCCAAGCACCUCCCAGCCCCUGCCCCUCGUGCCCGCCCCCACCCCAGGCCUGGCACGGUGCCUGUCACCCCGGGCCCUGGGGCUGAUCUCAGGGAAGCCCCGCUCCAGGGCCAGAUGAGCAGAAGCCCUCCAUGGACGAUGGAUGGCCUUGCGGGGGUAGCCCUGUGCCCUCUCUCACCUUCCCAUAAAGACCCUGAACCUAAAGAAUCAACAGGGCACAAGACCUACAUAUUUUUUUUCUAAGAGAAAAUGUAAAUAAAGGAUUUCUAGAUCAG